AUGGCCUUCAACGACCUCCUGCAGCAGGUGGGGGGUGUCGGCCGCUUCCAGCAGAUCCAGGUCACGCUGGUGGUCCUCCCGCUGCUCCUGAUGGCCUCCCACAACACCCUGCAGAACUUCACUGCGGCCAUCCCUCCCCACCACUGCCGCCUGCCUGCCAACGCCAGCCUCAGCCGGGGCGGGGAGCUGGAGGCCUGGCUGCCCCGGGACGGGCAGGGGCAGCUCGAGUCCUGCCUCCUCCUCACUGUCCCGCGACAGGGACCGCCUUUUCCCAACGGCACAGAGACCAACGGCACGGGGGCCACAGAGCCGUGCACCAAUGGCUGGAUCUAUGACAACAGCACCUUCCCGUCUACCAUCGUGACCGAGUGGGACCUCGUGUGCUCUAACAGGGCCUUACGCCAGCUGGCCCAGUCCUUGUACAUGGUAGGGGUGCUUCUCGGAGCCAUGGUGUUCGGCUACCUGGCAGACAGGCUGGGCCGCCGGAAGUUGCUGAUCUUGAACUAUCUGCAGACGGCCGUGUCAGGAACCUGCGCAGCCUUCGCUCCCAACUUCCCCGUCUACUGUGCCUUCCGGCUCCUUUCCGGCAUGUCGCUGGCUGGCAUCGCUCUCAACUGCAUGACCCUGAAUGUGGAGUGGAUGCCCAUCCACACGCGGGCUUGUGUGGGCACCCUGACUGGCUAUGUCUACAGCCUGGGCCAGUUUCUCCUGGCCGGUGUGGCCUUGGCCGUGCCCCACUGGCGCCGCCUGCAGCUCCUGGUCUCCGUGCCUUUUUUCGCCUUCUUCAUCUACUCCUGGUUCUUCAUCGAGUCAGCCCGCUGGUACUCCUCCUCCGGGAGGCUAGACCUCACCCUCAGGGCCCUGCAGAGAGUGGCCUGGAUCAAUGGGAAGCGAGAAGAGGGGACCAAGCUAAGUAUGGAGGUGCUCCGGGCCAGUCUGCAAAAGGAGCUGACCAUGGGCAAAGGCCAAGCUUCCGCCUUGGAGUUGCUGCGCUGCCCCGCCCUUCGCCACCUCUUCCUCUGCCUCUCCAUGCUGUGGUUUGCCACUAGUUUUGCCUACUACGGGCUGGUCAUGGACCUGCAGGGCUUUGGCGUGAACAUCUACCUAAUCCAGGUGAUUUUUGGUGCUGUGGACCUGCCUGCCAAGCUGGUGGGCUUCCUUGUCAUCAACUCUCUGGGCCGCCGGCCUGCCCAGAUGGCCUCACUGCUGCUGGCAGGCGUCUGCAUCCUGGUCAAUGGGGUGGUACCCCAGGAUCAGUCCAUUGUCCGAACCUCCCUUGCUGUGCUGGGAAAAGGCUGUCUGGCUGCCUCCUUCAACUGCAUCUUCCUCUAUACUGGGGAACUCUACCCCACAGUGAUCCGGCAGACAGGCAUGGGAAUGGGCAGCACCAUGGCCCGUGUGGGCAGCAUCGUGAGCCCACUGGUGAGCAUGACUGCUGAGCUCUACCCCUCCGUGCCUCUCUUCAUCUACGGCGCCGUCCCCGUGGCCGCCAGCGCUAUCACUGCCCUCCUGCCAGAGACCCUGGGCCAGCCACUGCCAGACACGGUGCAGGACAUGGAGAGCAGGAGGAGAGGAAAGCCAAGGCGGCAGGAGCAAGAGCAGCAGAAGCAGAUGGUCCCGCUCCAGGCCUCAGCACAAGAGAAUCUACUCUGA
Molecule: messenger RNA, 1653 nt
Organism: Enhydra lutris kenyoni (northern sea otter)
Lineage: Eukaryota; Metazoa; Chordata; Mammalia; Carnivora; Mustelidae
Product: solute carrier family 22 member 6
Exons: 10
Coding region: 1-1653 (550 amino acids)
Biological process (GO): transmembrane transport
Cellular component (GO): membrane
Source: RefSeq, a predicted model, not a curated record